Messenger RNA from Gossypium raimondii (Peruvian cotton), 2595 nucleotides. Its product is annotated as U-box domain-containing protein 35. Bases 1 to 2301 code for a protein of 766 amino acids. Gene Ontology annotation, biological process: protein phosphorylation. Lineage: Eukaryota; Viridiplantae; Streptophyta; Magnoliopsida; Malvales; Malvaceae. Gene Ontology annotation, molecular function: protein kinase activity; ATP binding. The transcript is spliced from 10 exons. The record is from RefSeq and is a predicted model, not a curated record.
AUGGCGAGAAGAAAUGGAGAAAGGAAAGAACACAGUGCGAUGGUGGCAGUGGGAAUAGACAAGGACAAGGGAAGUCAAUACGCAUUGAAAUGGACCGUUGAUCAUCUUUUGUCCAAGGGUCAAUCUAUCAAUCUUGUCCAUGUGAAAACUAAACCUUCUUCCAUACCCACUCCUUCUGGGCUCCUCACAAACAUAUCUAAAGUUAACGAUGAUGUUGCAAAAGCAUAUAUGCAACAAGUGGACAACCAAGCCAAGGAGGUCUUUCUACCUUUCCGAUGCUUCUGCUCGCGGAAGGACAUCACAAGUAAUGAAAUCAUACUGGAGGAUACCGACAUAGCUAAAGCCUUAAUUGAUUAUGUUUCCUCCUCUUCAAUCGAGAUUUUAGUACUCGGCGCCCCAACUAAAGGCGGCUUUAUUAGAUUCAGGAGCACGGAGCUUACAACAACAGUCUCAAAAGGGGCUCCCAAUUACUGCACAGUAUAUGUGAUAGGCAAAGGGAAGAUCUCAUCAGUGCGAUCUGCUUCUGCUCCCCCUCCAGCUAGACAUCACCCUCCUGCACCUCAACCACAGCAGCCCCCACCCUCUAUCAUUCCCGAAAUAACUGAAUCCCCUUCGGGUCAAGCACUUUUCCCUAGAUAUCGAGGAGCUCCUAGUAGGUCCCAACAUCCACCACGCAACAUGUAUGAAGACUUGGAAAUGAAGUCACCGUUCACGAGACCGAGAAAUAAAUACGAGCCUUCAGUUCCUGAAUCUGACAUAUCAUUCGUAAGUAGUGGGAGGCCAAGUACUGAUAACAUGUCAUCUCUGCACGACAAUAUGGAUUUCGGAACUCAACGGCUUUCGAUCAGCUCUGAAUAUGACAGCAUAAGCCUUGGAUCUUCAUACUCAGGAAACAGGUCCAUUGAUUUCAGUUCACAGUAUGAGAGCUCCUCAACAUCACAUGAAAGUGGUAGGACAUCAUGGUCAUCUCAGAAUAUGGAUGAUGUGGAAGCUGAGAUGAGAAGACUCAAACAGGAGCUCAAGCAGACAAUGGAGAUGUAUAGUGCAGCCUGCAAGGAAGCACUCUCAGCAAAACAGAGGGCAAAAGAACUUCAAAGCUGGAAAUUACAAGAAGAACAAAAAAUAGAAGAGGCACGACUGGCUGAGGAAGCUGCACUUUCACUUGCAGAAAAGGAGAAAGCAAAGUGUCAGGUGGCCAUUGAGGCAGCCCAAGCAGCUCAAAUGAUUGCUGAACUUGAAGCACAAAAGAGAAAGAUUGUAGAAAAGAAUGCCAAUAAAGAAGCUGAUGAUAGGAAAUUGGCUAUAAAUAAUUUUGGGCAUGAUCUCAGGUAUAGGAAAUAUACAAUUCAAGAGAUUGAAACAGCAACAGAUCUCUUCUCGCCAUCUCGCAAAAUAGGAGAAGGAGGUUAUGGGCCUGUGUACCACUGCAACCUGGACCACACACCUGUUGCCAUAAAAGUACUACGUCCAGAUGCAGCCCAAGGACAAUUACAGUUUCAGCAAGAGGUUGAAGUGUUAUGCUGCAUACGACAUCCAAACAUGGUACUUCUCCUUGGAGCCAGUCCAGAGUAUUGCUGCCUAGUCUACGAAUACAUGGCUAAUGGAAGCUUGGAAGACCGGCUAUUUAGGCGCAAUAACAGUCCAGUACUUCCAUGGCAAGUAAGAUUUAGAAUUGCUGCAGAGAUUGCAACAGGUCUUCUUUUCCUCCACCAAACCAAACCAGAGCCUAUUGUACACCGUGACCUGAAACCGGGCAAUAUUUUGCUUGAUCGCAAUUAUGUCAGCAAGAUUAGUGAUGUUGGAUUGGCUAGGCUUGUUCCUCCAUCAGUUGCUGACACUGUAACUCAGUAUCGAAUGACAUCAACCGCCGGAACAUUCUGUUACAUAGAUCCAGAAUAUCAGCAAACUGGAAUGCUAGGGAUAAAAUCCGAUAUCUACUCACUUGGGAUCAUGCUUCUACAAAUAAUUACUGCUAAACCACCAAUGGGUUUGACUCAUCAUGUUGAGAACGCUAUUGAAAAUGGAAAUUUUGCUGGAAUACUAGACCCAGCUGUACAUGACUGGCCCAUGGAAGAGACCUUGAUCUUUGCAAAGUUAGCCCUUAAGUGUUCAGAGCUGAGACGUAAAGACAGACCAGAUCUAGGACGGGUAGUGUUGCCUGAGCUUGACAAAUUGAGAACUCUUGCUGAUGAAAAAAUGCCUUUCAUCAAGAUUGGUGGCAGUGCAGGGACUUCCCCAAAUAACAGCCAUGUUUCCACCUCCUCAAUUCAGGAUGGACAUGAUAACUCAAGGAGCUACUGAAAGACAACAUCCACCAUUGGAAUACAGGGAACUGAAGUCUGCCAUCAAAACAGAAGUUCAGAAUUCUGUGCAUCCAAGCUCCAAUUGUUUCAUUUUUCUUUCAUUGGCUCAUCCUUACGGACUUCAUUAUGAACGUAACUAUAGAACUGCUAUAGGCAUCUUAUAGGAAGUUGUGCUUGCAUCAAUAAUCAUGAAGCCACUGAAACAUGGUGUUAAUGCUUUAAAUAUCAAGAGACGUCUGAUACUCAUGUAACUUUACAAUGAAAAUAAAAGUUCAAAAAUGGUUGAAGAUCA